Molecule: messenger RNA, 696 nt
Organism: Aureobasidium vineae
Lineage: Eukaryota; Fungi; Ascomycota; Dothideomycetes; Dothideales; Saccotheciaceae
Source: the annotation of a GenBank genome assembly
AUGCCGUCUUCGAGACGUGUUCAUGCUAGUUCGCCCGUGGACAAGUAUUUUACUAGCGAUAGUCUGGUGAUAGGAGCCGGAGUGACAAUCUUCCACCUCGCCACCAACCGCAUCGUCAUCUGCAAAGACACACGCUCCUCUGUAUACUUUCUGCCCAAAGGCCGCAAAGACGCUAGCGAAGAGACUACCACCACGGCCAUCAGAGAAGGAUACGAGGAAUCGGGGUAUAGGUGUAGGCUUUUGCCUUUACCUGUUGCUCACUUGCAACCAUCUCCCGCAGGGAAACAGGAGACAUGGGUGAUUGAGCCUAUAGCCACGAGGAUGAUGCCAGUGGCGAGGGAGUAUCAGUAUAUGCUNUUUUGGUAUGCGGCCGAGACGGUGCCGGAAGACAUCGAAGAAGGUUUGAACGCCGUGGCUUCGAGUGGAGAAGGGUUUGUGGUGCCUGAGGUAUUUCCUGAGGGCAUGACAUUGAGAGAGAGGGAAAAGCUGGAUGCAAGAGAAGGUGGAGUGUAUGAGCCGAAACGACAUGAAGGGACUGGAGUCGAUGAAGACGAGGCUUUCUAUGUUGGUCAACUGGUGUCUGUGGAAGAGGCGAUCAGGUUGCUGGGUGGUACUAGUGCUGAUGUUGUUCGAAGGGCUUGGGAAGGCAUUUGCUUGAGGAGGAAGAUGGAGGGGAGAGAGACGUAUGAUGGAUAG